Molecule: messenger RNA, 579 nt
Organism: Pungitius pungitius (ninespine stickleback)
Lineage: Eukaryota; Metazoa; Chordata; Actinopteri; Perciformes; Gasterosteidae
Product: small integral membrane protein 29-like
Exons: 5
Coding region: 1-339 (112 amino acids)
Source: RefSeq, a predicted model, not a curated record
AUGACUAAAGUCCUCCCCGAGCAGAGGGAGGAGAUCAAGCGCAAAGAAAUGCAUUUCAACUACACAACUCGACACAUUCCACCCUCAAAACCCCAAACGGGAUUUCCUGGUUACUAUGCACUCGUCCCCUUUUUCCUGCUCACAUCGAUUGGAUGUGUAAUGGCGUUGGUGGUUUAUGUCAGAAGGAGGUCCAGAUUAGAUGAGCUGCGGCACAGGCUGAUUCCUCUGUACAGCUACGACCCGGCGGAGGAAGAAGGAGAGUGGGAAGAGGAGGAAGAGGAGGAGGAGGAUGAGCUGGCUGAACCGUUGUAUCAGGAAGGAAAGCUCUCCUUUUUAUGAUGAAAAGAACAGAGUGUCAUAACCAGAAGGCCAAGAGAAAGAAAAACAAUGUUUUGUUGAUUAAAGGACAAGAAAUAAAGAUUUGAAACAUCUGAGUUAUUGCACUGCUACAGCUGUUAUUUCAGCUGAAGGCAGCAGAUGGUGCUGUAAGCCUUUUUUUUUAAAACAGAACUUUUAUAUUUCAAACUGUUGUCAAGGAUGAAGUGUGAUGUUUUUUUCUUUCCAGCAAUAAACUUGAAG